This is a messenger RNA of Alternaria infectoria, 1923 nucleotides long. RefSeq lists its product as uncharacterized. The coding region runs from base 1 to 1923 and encodes 640 amino acids. Lineage: Eukaryota; Fungi; Ascomycota; Dothideomycetes; Pleosporales; Pleosporaceae. The transcript is spliced from 2 exons. Gene Ontology annotation, biological process: protein localization to ciliary inversin compartment. The record is from RefSeq and is a predicted model, not a curated record. Gene Ontology annotation, molecular function: protein binding. Gene Ontology annotation, cellular component: ciliary inversin compartment.
AUGACCCCCAGGAGCUUCUUGCAGAGUUGGGCGGAAGAGAUCAAAUUCCAACUGGAACCUUCCCCUUCGUACUGGAGUAAAGUCAGGCUAAAAGCCGCUAUCCAUGAGAUCCUGUUCUCGAAUACGACAUCAAUCUACCGCAUCUUUGUCGAUGCAUUGGAAGCCUGUGAUAGCACCUUAGAGGAGUAUUUCGCUACCCAAUCCCUUGAUUUCCUCGAAUUCAUCGGGGAAACACUACGUGGAUCUGCCCAGGCUGGAGUGGAUGUUAGAAUCUGCCUCUCUAGGAGACACUAUCCUUACCAUGGGAAAGAGGAACCCGAAACCCUCAAUAUCAUAGUCGAAGAUAACAUCCAGCACAUAGUGGAGGAGUUCAUCAGGACAAAACUACAAGACAUCAAAGACAGAGGUGCCAGAGAGCUUGUGUUCCGUCGUUUGGCGAGACAUCGUAUUCGUGAGUUUUGUUGGCCUCAAAGAGUAAUCAACCAAGUCAGGGCAGCACACCUAUCCACUCAUAAUGGCAUCAUGAAGAUUGUCGAAAGGGAGUUUCUAGAGCUCGAACGCGGUGUCGGGUCCCCCGGUUACGGACACGAGAGCAUCGGGCUCGAAAAGGAUGCCUUGAAUGACCCUGAGACGAUUCAACUUCUGCAGCUCGCUACUGCAGCUCGCCUGCCAAUGGGCACCGAUGAGAUCAGACAUGCGCUGGCGUUUUCGGGCCCACGUGGUCCGAAAGACAUCAGAAAGUGGGAGAACUCGAAUGAUGCGUGGACACCAGGCGAAGCUUUCGAGGGAUACAUUCGACAGAAAUCUCACGGCCUUUUGGAAGUUCACUCUACCAUGGGAAACAAGAGGACGAUACGAUUCACUCAUCCAGCGGUAGAAGGACUGGUGCAAAAUUCGAGCAUCUCGGCCUCGAUUCAGCCAUCAGAGUGGAAACAACAGAGCCACUUUGCUCUACUGAAGCUCUGCUUUGGGGCUCUAGAACAGUGUGUAGACCUCUUUCUCAAAGAAGAAGUUACAUUCCCGUUCCUAGAAUACACGUUCGAGCACUGGGUGUACCAUGCAAGAAUGACCGGGAAGCUCAUUCACUUGAUAAAAAGACCUCCACGCUUUCUUGAUUCUUGCAUCAUCAAGAAAGCGGAAACGAUCAUCGAGCGUCACUUGGACUUUCUCCUGGAAUAUCAUGAGACAGAACUAGUGCAGCGAGAAGAGCUUGCACUCACUACAUUGAUAGCCUCUAACGACAGCAUACUAGUCCUGUUAGCAUCGCAUGGGUGUACUGAUGCAGUCGAACAUCAUCUGUCUCGUUGUAACCGUUGCAAAUCUGCGUCGCAGCAGCUCGGCGAAGGCCAAUACCGGAAAGCGAUCGACAACGCCAUCAUCGUAGGCUUCCCUGAGACCGCAAAGUGGUUGCUGGAAUACUACAGUGGGCGCGACGUUGAUAUCCAUCGGAUGGAGCAGACCUUGCUGUUCAGAGCAUGCUACGGAGGCUAUGUGGACGUGGUGGAUGUCCUAUUGGAGAAGGGUGCCAAUCCCACAGUACCAUCUUUAGUUCCUUACGACUUCCCCCUGCACGUUGCUAUCGAAUUUGCGCACGAGGAGUUGAUCCUCAAGCUCAUCGAUAACGCUGAAGAAGAGAUCCUUCGGGUUAAGUGCCAGCCCUUUGGCAAGACUGCACUCCACGUCGCUAUACAGAGUCGGAACCCACGCAAGCUGGAAGUCUUGCGAUGUUUGCUUGAUAAGAUUGCAGACAGAUUCCCUGACAUUGCGGAGGAGUUGGUGAACAUUCCCGACAAGGCCGGAAAAACCUCUCUACAACUAGUUCGGGAUGAAUGCGCCAGAGACGCUUCUGAUGCGGAUGACUUGAGGGAAGAGAUUGUCAUUUUCUUGGGUGGAAGAGACGACUGGUGCGAAGAUGAAAGAUAG